CAGAUUUAUUCAUGCUAUAAAAAAGGACCUUGAAGUUCCUGCUUGUGAGCUAAGGAUAAUUUUAGUUUAAAUAUAGAGACUUGCUUUCCUUCAAAGAUACAACUGCAGCAUUAGACAGACCAUCUGAUCUCCCAGGAAUCUGAGGGGCUGGGGAAGUCAGUAUUUACUGAGAAGAGGUUCAUGUGCAAAUGCAGGGCCCUGUAGGAAGUCUUUGGAAAUCUGUUCCCAAACCUCAUUCCCACUUUUAAAAUAUUGGCCUGGAAUUUAGGCUGAGUUGACUGAAACCCAGACUUGCCUGUUAGUAGCAUGUGGGCUGGUGGUGGGAAGGUGCUGCCCGCACGCCUCUGUUUCCUUGAAAGAUCCGGCUGAAAGGCAUUUGGGCUCCACAUCCCUCAUCUCCACUCCUCAUAACAGCCCCGAGGAGUGGCCAUUUUCCUCGUUCGAUUUUUCUGGUGAGGAAACAGCCUCAAGAGUUGAAAUGAUUUCUCAGGGUCACAUAGCUAGUGAGUGGCAGAGCUGGAACAAAAUUAAAAGGGAUUGAUGAGCAUAAGCACUUAGGCCUACACUCAUGAAAUUCAUCGGCCGCCUCAUGAGACUCAUAGUAGUAGAGGUGAGAAUUCGGUGAUACUUGUUCUCCAAAUCUUGGUGUGAUUAUAUUCUUUGAGAACUGUUCUAAAACUGGAUUAUGGUGAUGGCUGCCUGAAAUAACCACUUGCCCCAGGAGAUUAAGUAAAAUAAUUGGGCAAGCACUGUUUCAUACAUGUUUUUCUCCAUAGUACCAAAGUGAAAUAGAUUAGCCCAUGAACUAAGAACCUGGCUGUACAUCAGAACCACAUGAUGUGAUGUGCUUCUAAAAUGAAAUUGCUCAGGACCCACCCCUACAGAUUUCCCUGAAUUGGUUUCUAGAAUAAAGCCCAAGCAGGAGGAGGUGUUAGAAGCUCUCUAGGUGCCUCCAGUGUGCACCCAUGUUUGGAGACUGCUGGAUUGCAAGAAUGGGGUCCCCCAUAGCUGGAGUGCAAUCAGGAACAUCCUCAUGCAUGGUGGAGAGGCUGGAGAAGCAAGACAAGCCCGGAAGUGAGGAAGGAAGAGGAAAAGUCCAAGCUGUAAGCAGACCGAGUGAGAGGGACGCGUGGGCUUCAGAAGCGCAGGCUGUUGAAGAAGGAGGAGGAACACCCUGUUGCAGGGCAGGGAAAAGAGGUUCCUUUUCGUAGCCUUAGGGGCCAGGGGGCAGAAUCAGGGACAAAGGUUCACUAAAUGUCUAUGUGGUAUUAAACACCACACGUGUGUCCUUUCAUUCCCACACAACCUGAAGCCACCUUUUGAAGAGGAUGUGAGGCUAUUGACCGUUCUGGCGAAGGCUUGUUUCAUAUGGAGCAGGGCAGGGCAUGGUUAAAGAUGGAUCUGUUUGGGGUUAGGAAGGCAGGGAGCUCAUGCAUGGUCGGUAGAUGAGCAAAGCAGCAGGUGUGAGUCCUCGGCCAUCGGGUGGGUCAGGAGCUGGGCUUUCUUUGGCAGUUUGGCUGGAGAUUCCUGAGAACAUGAGAGCUGAGUAGGUAAAAACCAGUUUGAAAGGCACUGGGGGCCAGGCGCGGUGGCUCACACCUGUAAUUCCAGCACUUUGGGAGGCCAAGGCGGGUGGAUCACGAGGUCAAGAGAUCAAGACCAUCCUGGUCAACAUGGUGAAACCCCGUCUCUACUAAAAAUACAAAAAAUUAGCUGGACACGGUGGCGUGUGCCUGUAAUCCCAGCUACUCGGGAGGCUGAGGCAGGAGAAUUGCCUGAACCCAGGAGGCGGAGGUUGCGGUGAGCCGAGAUCACGCCGUUGCACUCCAGCCUGGGUAACAAGAGCAAAACUCUGCCUCAAAAAAAAAACAAAAACAAAAGAAAGGCACUGGGAAGAAACCCUGAUUCUGAAGGCAUAGGUGGGGGCAGAAGGUAAGCUCUGUAAUUACCAAGCUUAAGAAAGUGAAGCCUAGGGAUGUCACAGUCAUUUCUUCUGCUCACCCUCCCAUGGGGCUGCAGUUUCUAUUAAGGACAAUAAUUAUGUUAACUAAUCAUUUUAUGGCUCAGUGGCUAGAUGGGAGAGAACAGAAGCUUAUGUAAGGCUUUUCCUCAAAGAUACAACUGCAGCAUCAGACAGACCAUAUGAUCUCCCAGGAAUCUGAGGCACUGGGGAGGUCAGCAUUUACUUAGAAGAGGUUCGUGUGCAAAUGGAAAGCCCUGUAGAAAGGCCUUGGAAAUCUGUUCCCAAACUUCAUUCCUACUUUUUGCAGAUCCAGCUGUUCCUGAUGUGCUGGGGAAAGUUCAGCGUUCAGUCUGUAGAUGUUCUGGGUGACUCAAGUCAACGUGGGAAGCCAGGUUGACGCUAGAGUCUCAUACAACACCCUGAGUGGCAAUAGGGCCACCGAGGCUGCUCCUGGACUGAGGAGAGUUGCUGAAGAAGUUUGUGCAGGGAAGGAAUAAAGGAUCAUGCAGGAAUUUGAGAGCCAAGGCAGAAUGCACCUGGCCCCCAGGCCCAGGUGGGCCAGCGGUCUGCCCAGCCGCUCCCGGCCUCAGGACCUGUGCACGUGCCCUUUCCUGAUGAGGGAAGAUGUACACCACUCCUGAACUCCCAGUCACAUGUGACUGAGUCCUCUGAUUUUUCUGCUGUUGCCCAGAUUUCAUCUGCACAAGAGAUCUUUCCUGCUCACCUGAAUAUUCACUCUUCCUCCUACACAUUCACUUUCACUAAUUCUAUUCCUACCACCUGUCACUAUUGGAAUUUUUCUUUUCUUUUUUGUUUAUUUUGCCUUCCCUACUUAGAAUAUAAAUUCCAUGAGGGUAGGUGUGAUGGUUAAUACUGAGUGUCCCCUUGACUGGAUUGAAGGAUGCAAAGUAUUGAUCCUGGGCAUAUCUGAGGGUGUUGCCAAAGGUGAUUAACACUUGGGUCAGUGGCUGGGACAGGCAAACCCACCCUUAACCUGGGCGGGCACCAUCUAAUCAGCUGCCAGAAUAGAAAAACAGGAAAAGGCUAGACUGGCCUAGCCUCCCAGCCUGCAUCUUUCUCCCAUGUUGGAUGCUUCCUGCUCUGGAACAUCGUACUCCAAGCUCUUCAGCCUGGGAGUUGGACUGGCUCUCCUUGCUCCUCAGCUUGCAGAUGACCUAUUGUGAGACCUUGUGAUCGUCGGUGUAAUCUCAGCUCAUUUCAGCCUCAGCCUCCUGGGCUCAAGUGAUCCUCCAGCCUCAAAUCCCUGCCAAGUAGCUGGAACUACAGGCACGUGCCACCACGCCCGGCUAAUUUUUGUAUUUUUAGUAGAGAUGGGGUUUCACCAUGUUGCCCUGGCUGGUCUUAAACUCCUGGACUCAAGCAAUCCGCCCAACUCACCUCCCAAAAUGUUAGGAUUGUAGGUGUGAGCCACCAUGCCUGACCCAUGCCAAGCUAAUUUUUAAACAUUUUUUUUGGUAGAGUUGGGGUCCCACUAUGUUGCUCUAGCUGGUCUCAAACUCCUGGCCUCAGUCCUCCUGCCUCAGCCUCCCAUAAUGCUGGGAUUAUGGAUCUGAGCCACUGCACCUGGCCUCUCCAUAUUUCUAUGAUCAGCCCCAUGGACAGCUGUGGCCCAGUCAGUCUGCACUUUCUGGCGGAUGUCUGCUCAAAUAACAGCCCGCUUUGGGGAAGGCUCUGUCUUCAGGAUCCCAGAGAGACUUGAGGCUUCUCCAUGAGGGGAAAGUAGGUGGGCUGAGGUGAUUCUAGUUUAUCCUCAUGUAAAAAUCUCUACCCACAGAAUGGGACACUGUGCAGUCAUUAACUAGAAAGAUAAAUACUAGAUUCAGAAACAGAAAAGUGCCUGUAACGUUGUGCUGACUUGUAAGGAAUGGAGAAUAGAGUUUCUGUAAAAUGGAGACACACAGAUACUUCUUCAGGCACCUGCACAUAGAAUGUUCACUGAAAUGGUACUACCGGAAUCACAGAAUUUUUUCUUUAUUCUCAGUACUUUUACAAUAUAUACUAUCUACUGAUUAGAUCGCCUUUAUAUAAAGAGAAACAAAAAGAGAAGCCACACAAAAAAAGUCUGAGAAACAAACUAAAAAUCCCCAAAUCCCAGUUCACCUAGAAAAAAAGUGACCCAAACUGUAGGCAAACUAACGGUCAGGGUUUUUAAACUCAGGCCCAGUUCUGAGAUGCACAUUGUUAGGGGUGCGGUCUUGUGCCACUGUUAAUUCCACAGCUCAUUUAGCGGCAAGCUUGCCCACAGCACAUCUCCAUAGAAACGGAACCCGCAGGGACUGGAGGAUGUAAUUACCUGAGGAUAUGGCAAAGAGGAGAGGAGUUCUCACGCCAACAAGAAAGGUGAGCCUGGGGUCUUCAAAGGCAGAACACCCAGGGCCUGCCACGUGGCCUCCAAGUGGGCACACUUCGGGGCUGGGUGAGAAAUGCUUGGAAACCUGGGUGCUCCCUUCUGGGCUGCUUAUAAAAGCCACCUCAGGUCUGGCUCCUUAAGGAGAGGUGACGACGGGGACGAAGCCAGGCAGGGAGGGCAAUGCUCACCGCCUCCAUUUUCCGUCCGACACUGCUGCUCUGCUGGCUGGCUGCUCCCGGGCCCACCCAGCCUGAGAGCCUCUUCCACAGCCGGGACCACUCGGACCUGGAGCCAUCCCCGCUGCGCCAGGCCCAGCCCAUUGCUGACCUCCAUGCUGCUCAGCGGUUCUUGUCCAGAUACGGCUGGUCGGGGGCGCAGGCGGCGUGGGGGCCCAGCCCCGAGGGGCCACCAGAGACCCCCAAGGGCACCUCCCUGGCCCAGGCGGUGCGCAGGUUCCAGCGGGCGAACGCGCUGCCGGCCAGCGGGGAGCUGGACGCGGCCACCCUGGCGGCCAUGAACCGGCCGCGCUGCGGGGUCCCGGACACGCGCCCGCCACCCCCGGCUGCCCCGCGUGUUCCCCCCAGCCCGCUCCCCAGAGUCCGCCCCAGGCGCUCCCCGUGGAUGCUGCCGUCCCUGUCCCUGUCCCGGCGGGGUUGGCAGCCCCGGGGCUUCACUGACGGCGGGGCCGCCCAGGCCUUCUCCAAGAGGACGCUGAGCUGGCGGCUGCUGGGCGAGGCUCUGAGCAGCCAGCUGUCCGCGGCGGAGCAGAGGCGCAUCGUGGCCCUGGCCUUCAGGAUGUGGAGCGAGGUGACGCCGCUGGACUUCCGCGAGGACCUGGCUGCCCCCGGGGCCGCGGUCGACAUCAAGCUGGGCUUUGGGAGAGGCCGGCACCUGGGCUGUCCCCGGGCCUUCGAUGGGAGCGGACAGGAGUUUGCACAUGCCUGGCGCCUAGGUGACAUUCACUUUGACGAUGACGAACACUUCACACCUCCCACCAGUGACAUGGGCAUUAGCCUUCUCAAGGUGGCCGUCCAUGAAAUUGGCCAUGUUUUGGGCUUGCCUCACACCUACAGGACAGGAUCCAUAAUGCAACCAAACUACACUCCCCAGGAGCCUGUGUUUGAGUUGGACUGGGCGGACAGGAAAGCGAUUCAAAAGCUGUACGGCUCCUGUGAGGGAACAUUUGAUACAGCAUUUGACUGGAUUCGCAAAGAGAGAAACCAAUAUGGAGAGGUGAUGGUGAGAUUUAGCACGUAUUUCUUCCGCAACAGCUGGUACUGGCUUUAUGAAAACCGAAACAACAGGACACGCUAUGGGGACCCUAUCCAAAUCCUCGUUGGCUGGCAUGGAAUCCCAGCACACAGCAUAGAUGCCUUCGUUCACAUCUGGACAUGGAGAAGAGAUGAACGAUAUUUUUUUAAAGGAAAUCAAUACUGGAGAUACGACAGUGACAAGGACCAGGCCUUUACAGAAGAUGAACAAGGAAAGAGCUAUCCCAAGUUGAUAUCCGAAGGAUUUCCUGGCAUCCCGAGUCCCCUGGACACGGCCUUUUAUGACCGAAGAAAGAAGUUAAUUUACUUCUUCAAGGAGUCCCUUGUAUUUGCAUUUGAUGUCAACAGAAACCGAGUUCUUGAUUCUUACCCAAAGAAGAUGACCGAGGUUUUCCCAGCGGUGACACCACAAGACCACCCUUUCCGAAACGUAGAUUCUGCUUAUCACUCCUACGCACACAACUCCGUGUUCCUUCUCAAAGGCAAUGCAUACUGGAAAGUGGUUAAUGACAAGGACAAGCAAAAGAAUUCCUGGCUUCCUACUAAUGGCUUAUUUCCAAAAAAGUUUAUUUCAGAGAAGUGGUUUGAUGUUUGUGAUGUCCAUAUCUCCACACUGAACAUGUAAUGAGAAAAGCGGAAAAUGGAGAGUCAGGUCAUAGGACUUCGCCAAGAGAAAAAUUCUGAUAGUGUUUACAAAGAACAUCAGAUUUUCAGCAGCUGACCGCAAAUAUGGCUCUGUAAGCUAAAACCCAAUGGAAAACGCCUUAGUUGAACUUUUAAAAUACUUGAUUUAAAAAUCAGUUGCUCAGGUAAAACAUAAUUCAUAACCUAGAAAGGUUAGAAACAAAACUAAGCAUCCAAGGAUCUUUGUCUGCUUUCUACUCUGUGGGGCUCUGCCCAUCCCAACUGCUUGUCCCCCUGAUUUAUGGGAGUUGGAAAGGUGACCAGAGCCGUGGGUCAAGGUAUCAAGGAAGGAGAUGCCAUGGGUAUGAUCUUACUGAGGGAUUCAAUUGGAAAGGUCAUGGAAUUCAAAUGAAUUGCACUCCAAAGUCCCCGUCAGAAUGACAUUUCUCUAAUGACAGUGUACAAAAGGCUUUCAAGUGUAUUUCUCUCUUGAUCUUCACAACUCUGUCAGCGCGGCAGGCUGGAUACUAUGGUACACAUUUCCAGUCAUAUUAACCGAAGUUCAUCUGUUGUAUCCUGCCAAAAGUCAAAUGCAGUGGCAGCUCUGGGCCCUCAUCUCCAAAUCUCAGCCCAGGGUCCUCUGCACUUCCUCUGUGUCACUGCGGUGGUGGCCGGCCCUGCAGUGAGUUCCACCGCCUUCUUUGAACACACGGGCCUGCAACCCAAAUGCUCCUGAACAGAACAACUCUUCUGCUUCACUGGAAUUCACUUAGUGUUCUCUCCUGCACUUCAUAUGACACUUUACUCAGGUUCUAAAGACCAGACUACCAAAAGGAGACUCUUGAAGCUAGUUGGAUAAUUUCAUGUUUCCAAUAUCAGUUAUAUCUAGGAUAGGCAUAUGUCCCUUCGACUUUUAUAUAAUACGAUUAUUAACUCUUAACCCGAACGAAACCCAAUGUCAUUUGUAACGAGGUGAACAAAAUCUGGGCAAUGAAACGAACUAAGAUGGUUUCAGUGGCCUCAAUGAUCAGGCCACAAAUACCACAUUUCUUCUUCUAAAGGAACAGCUAAAACACAGGCUAAAGAGUACUGAAGGACAAGUGAUAGUGGAAUAUGAUUGGAAGAACUAUGAGAGUGUAAAGACAGACCCUCCCUAAGAUGUGAAACAAAGGAAAGAUCUAGAGCUGAAGGUAGAGAAGACAUUAAGAAUCACCUUCUGCAGACCUCCACCCUACACACAAGGACUGCAGGAAAAUUUGAAGCUUGUGGUACACGGAAGCUGAAGAUAACAGUUUAAUGGACUGAAGGAGAAGAAACGACAAUCGAGACUCAAAUAUACUGAGGAGUUUCAUCACUUCUUCUCGACUGAGACUGGGAGAAGCAUCAGCAGCUGGAGCAGCGUCACCACUCUUCGGCUAAAAACAACAAGUUAUUUUACUUGAGCUACCCAACAACUGGAGUUUCAUACCAUAUCAAGUGAUGGAACUGCAGUUUCAUUAAUCCAGUACAUUUUUUAACCCCAAACAAAACAAACAAAAAGCACACCUGCAAUCAUUUUGACAGACUAAAACACAUAAUUAAUGUCAGUCCAAAUAGGCACUUAUGUAGAAGAAAUUAAUCCUGACUUUCCAACAUUAGACACAGCAGGGAAAUGUACAGUAUCACACAGGAUUUGACCAAGCAGGGCUAGGAGAGCAAGAGGUGGGUGCACCAUGGGGGCUUCAGGAAGCUUUUAGCAACAGCAGAAGGUAACAUGAAUGCUGGAAUGCCCAGAAAACUAGAAAUUCCUUCCUGAGGAGCCUGCUUAGGCCCAUUCUUCACCAUUCAUCUGCUCUCAGGCAUUUUAGUGGAAACUACAAAAGAAGGCACAGGCCUUUACUUUUAAAGCAUAAAACAAAUUCCCACCACCACCAACAAAAAAGCUUAAGAGACUUUAUAAUUUGCUAACUAUGGUCUUGUUGAGAUACAUUAUUUAAAAAUAGUUUAAAAUACUUGCAAAUUAAAGAAGGGAGAUAAAUAAUUCUACCAGGCAAAUAUAACAAAUCACUGUUAAAGUGUUUUCGGGCAUAGCAUACAUAUGUAUGUGUGCGUAUACACACACACAUAAAACAUAUACAUAAACACACACAUCUCAUAUGCCCACCAUACACAUUUACCAUGUAGCUUAAGACACACAAAAAUCAAAUACAGUCAUUUUCUCCAUUUACCUGGCCAAAUUCUUCUACAAGCUCCUUCUGGAUAAGCUGGAAUGCAUGCUCAGUUCUCACCAUUAUAUCAAGCGCCCCAGACAGUGUUUUCAACUUUCCAACAUUGCUAUUCUGGCCUAAAGUGUAAAAUACAAAAUGUUAAUUCCUUUAAAAAUAAAUCUAGAAACCCAUCUAAUGUUAAUGUAUUAAUGAAAAUUCAGACUUUCAAACCACUAUAAAGGAAGCUAAUGAGAAUCUUAAAUCUUCUAAAUUCAACUUCUGUUUAAUAUUAUUCCCUUGAGAAAAAUACUAAGUCUGAACAAAGCAAUAAAUAAUAAUUGUUUCCCUGCCUCA
Molecule: messenger RNA, 8769 nt
Organism: Callithrix jacchus (white-tufted-ear marmoset)
Lineage: Eukaryota; Metazoa; Chordata; Mammalia; Primates; Cebidae
Source: RefSeq, a predicted model, not a curated record